Meloidogyne enterolobii is the source of this 672-nucleotide messenger RNA. NCBI's taxonomy places the organism in Eukaryota, Metazoa, Nematoda, Chromadorea, Rhabditida, Meloidogynidae. The record is from the annotation of a GenBank genome assembly.
AUGGCACGAACAAAUAAACCUUCCAUUAUAUUUAUUGACGAAGUUGAUUCUUUGUGUUCAUCAAGAUCCGAUAACGAAUCCGAAUCUGCUCGGAGAAUAAAAACUGAAUUUCUUGUCCAAAUGCAAGGUGUUGGCCAUGACAUGGAAGGAAUUUUGGUUUUAGGAGCAACAAAUAUUCCAUGGGUUUUAGAUGCUGCUAUUCGACGUCGUUUUGAGAAACGCAUUUAUAUUCCUCUUCCUGACACAAAUGCUCGUAAAGACAUGUUUAAAUUACACAUUGGAGAUACACAUACAAGCUUAACUGAAGCAGAUUUUAAGGAAUUGGCAGUAAAAACUGAGGGUUAUUCAGGGCAUGAUAUUUCUAUGGUGGUAAGAGAUGCGUUGAUGCAGCCAGUAAGAAAAGUUCAAGAUGCUACUCAUUUUAAACGGGUUAGUGGACCUUCCCCACUCGAUGCAAAAUUAAUUGUUCAUGAUUUAUUGACUCCUUGUUCGCCUGGCGAUGCUGGCGCUAUUGAAAUGUCAUGGUUGGAUGUGCCGUCUGAUAAAUUAAGCGAGCCAAUUAUUUCUAUGAAUGACAUGAUCAAAUCUUUAAUGAGUACAAAGCCAACAGUUAAUGCAGCAGAUUUGCACAAAUUAGAUGAAUUUAAGAAGGAUUUUGGACAAGAAGGAUGA